This is a messenger RNA of Asparagus officinalis (garden asparagus), 1621 nucleotides long. Its product is annotated as peptidyl-prolyl cis-trans isomerase FKBP42. NCBI's taxonomy places the organism in Eukaryota, Viridiplantae, Streptophyta, Magnoliopsida, Asparagales, Asparagaceae. The transcript has 8 exons. The record is from RefSeq and is a predicted model, not a curated record. Gene Ontology annotation, molecular function: protein binding; peptidyl-prolyl cis-trans isomerase activity. The coding region runs from base 232 to 1329 and encodes 365 amino acids.
UGUGGCCGGCAACAGUUCAGAAGUAGUUGGUUGUUGGGUUCGCUUCUUUAAUCAGAUCCAUCUCCACCGUCCACGAAACCUCCAGAAGCGUGCUCCGUUUAUUUAAUCAUCAUUCGCCUUGCUCUCUCCGUCCUUUGAGCUUCAGGGAUCUCGGCAAAAAUCGAAAUCUUUUUGGGGGUUUUUGAGUUAAUUCGCUGGGGAUUCUGUUUGCGAUCGCGCGGAUUCUGAACGAUGGACGACGACGCUCGAGAUCAGUCAAAUGGUGUUGAUGUUAAGGAUGAUAUUGUUACCGAAAGCAGUGCUUUUGUACGCGAGGAACCCUCUCAAGAUGACAAUGGACCACUUAAGAUUGACGGGGAGAUGGAGAUACUCCAUGAGAAGGUCAAAAAGCAAAUUAUUAAGGAAGGUCAAGGUCAGAAGCCGGCAAUGUCAUCGACAUGCUUUUUGCAUUAUCGGGCAUGGACUCAGAAAACUUCACACAAAUUUGAAGAUACUUGGCAAGAACAACGGCCAUUUGAACUGGUAUUGGGCAAAGAAAAGAAAGAAAUGGCGGGUCUGGGCAUUGGUGUUGCCAGCAUGAAGAGUGGGGAGCGUGCAUUAUUCCAUGUGGGUUGGGAGCUAGGUUAUGGUGAAGAAGGGAGCUUUUCCUUCCCAAAUGUCCCCCCUAUGGCUGAUCUCAUAUACGAAGUUGAGCUCAUUGGUUUUGAUGAUAUCAAAGAUGGAAAGGCUAGAAGCGAUAUGACAGUGGAGGAAAGGAUAGAAGCAGCUGAUAGAAGGAAGGUUGAAGGAAAUAAUUAUUUCAAGGAAGAAAAGCUAGAGGAUGCUAUGCAACAGUAUGAAAUGGCGAUAGCAUAUAUGGGAGACGACUUUAUGUUCCAGUUGUUUGGAAAAUACAGGGAUAUGGCUUUGGCUGUGAAAAACCCUUGCCAUCUAAACAUUGCUGCAUGCUUAAUUAAGCUAAAACGAUAUGAAGAAGCCAUCGGUCAAUGUACUGUGGUUCUGUCCGAAGAUGAAAAUAAUGUGAAAGCACUAUUCAGACGUGGGAAGGCGAGAGCAGAACUUGGGCAGACAGAUUCUGCUCGGGAGGACUUUGAAAAGGCCAGAAAACAUGCUCCACAGGACAAAGCUAUUGUAAAGGAGCUAAGACUACUUGCUGAACAUGAUAAAGCUGUUUAUCAGAAGCAGAAAGAGUUGUAUAAAGGUAUUUUUGGACCUAGGCCUGAGGCAAAACCGCAAUCUGAUCAAAAAAAUCGGCUUAUUAUCUUCUGGCAUUGGCUGGUUUCUCUGUUUUGUCGCCUGUUCAAGCUCCAAAGGCAUAAAGAAGACUAAACUGAUAGUGUUCGGUGGGAACUUUGGUGUUAAUUGGCCGGCUACAAGAGCAUCAGAUUUGUUAUUUCUUUCUGGCUCUAGGAGGAUGUCGAGUUUGAUGCAUGUAUCAAUAUUAGAAACAGUGUUGAAAGCCUAUAAGAACUCGAUCGGUAAAAUUAUCUAUAACUGACAAGAUUUUAAUUCAGUCCUGCAUUUCUCACUGCAAUAUUUGUGACUGAUCAGAGAUGACAUUAUGCUAGUUCCUUUUUGAUUGGAUAUUUCAUCCUGGCCUCUAAAAUUUUGUUGGUGAACU